AUGGCCCUCCACAACUCUCACAGAGGUGCGGGUGCCGCCUCCCGCCGAUUCCGCGGGCCAUGGGCAGCGACUUCCGCAUUCUCGUCGACUCCCCGCCGGCUGCUGCUCCUUUCCGCCGCCUUGUUCGGGCUUCUAGCACUCUUGCGCUUCUCCCCGCACACCGCGCUUGACAUCCGUCUGCGGUAUCGCGCUAGUAACGAGCAGCGCUCUCCCUCUUCCCAUAACGCGCGGGAUUACAGAAACAACGCACAAAAAGCGCCGCGGGUGGAGGCGGAGACAUCCGCGGAAGGGCUGCGCAGAUUCGCGGGUUAUGCUGUCAAUCCCGCCUACGCGCCAGGCGAUCGGAGGGAAGGCGGCUACCGCGAAGGGCGGCGGAAAUUUCGCCGAGAACUGCUAUAUGUGGAGUGGCGCGCGCGCGUUGAUGCGCUUUCCGCGGAGCGGGCGGAGAAUGGGCCGUGGUGGGCGCGGGGGGAGUUGAGUUGGGCGGAAAAGGGGGAAGCGGAAGAGAGUGGGGAGGAGUGGAGAAUGGAGGAGGAGCAGUGGGUGAGGGAAGAGAGAGAGGGAAAAUUACAGGAUAUGCCGACUGGAGGGAAUGAGGGAGGGAGUGAGGGAGUGAGUGAGAAUGAGGAAAGUGAUGACUCAUCACUGCUCGCACCAGGAGCUGCAAUGGCUGAGUCAGCAGAUCAGAAUGAUGAGUCAGCAGAUUACAGAUAUGAGUCAGCAGAUGACAAGGACGAGUCAGCAGGCGACAGGGAUGAGUCAGCAAAUAACAGUUUACUAAGGAGUUCAGAUACGGAUGGGAGACUGGUUGUGGGAGAAUGGGAGGAUGGAGAAGAGGAGGAGGGAGAAGAGGAGGAGGGCGAAGAGGAGAAGGUAGAAGAGGAGGAUGGAGAAGGGGAGGAUGGAGAAGGGGAGGGGGGUGACGACGAUUACGAUAGCGAUGAAGAGAGGGGCGAGGAGGAGAAGGAGGGACUAGGGGAGGACGAGGAGGGUGAGGGGGAUGAGGACGGUGAGGAGGGAGAUGCGGGAGAUGGAGGGGCAGGAGGGGAAAGUCAAUUCAGUCAACCCGGUCAGCAGGCACCAUUGCCUGUUGCUGCUGCAGGCGACUCUGUUGAAGCAGCAGCAGCAUGGGGAAGGUCGGGUGUGCCCUUUCCUGAUGUGACUGAAACCCCAGCACCCAGUGCAGCGGAUGUUCCUGUACCUGAAGUGACUGAAACGGGGGAUGCUGCAGAUAUGACCUUUCCCAAGUCCCCCCGCACAGUGCCACGGGGAGGGUUGGAUGUGCGGCGCUCACCCGAAGGGCCUCAAACGGGGCUAGCGGGAGGGUCGCAUGAGCGCUCACUUGAGGGGAAUCAAGCGCCGGGAGGGCCGCAUGGGCUGCCGAGCUGGGCGGUGAUGGUGACGCAGCGAGAGAAGUGGGAGGAGGAGGCGGAGCGGGAGGAGGCGAGGGAGAGGGAUAUGGAUGAUUCACGUGUGGCGCUGGCUCCGCUGCUGGUGGCGAUGCAGGUCUUGGGUGAUGGGCUUGCGCAUGGUAACGAGACAGCCAGUAUCGAGGUUGGGGAUGAAGAUGGUCGAGGGGAGAAGAGAGGGGGUAGGGAAGGGGUGAGAACGAUUGGAGAGGGUGGUGAGGAGGUGAAGAAAGGGGGGGAAACGGGUGAGGAGUCGGUGGGAAGAGAGAUGGUUAUAUCAGAUGCCAGCAGGGGCAGAGGACAGCACAUGAAGGUGAAUCGCAGGUGGGUGGGGUCACAAAUGGGUGUGUUAGGGGCGAUGGGAGGGAUGAAAGACACGGGGGGGAUGGGGAGGUUAUUGGGGAGGAAGAAGAGGUUCGGUGGCGGGGAGUGGAGAAGGGAGGAUACAGGGGAGGGAACGAAGGGGGUGAAGGGAGAGAGGGAGGAGGAUAGGAAGAGGGAUAGAGACAGUGAAUGGGGCAGACGAGGACGGCUGUUGAGGGGGUUGGACGAGGAGGGAAGUGGGGAGGCGGGUGGUGAGGAGGGGAAAAGAGAUGCCGAGGACGGAAUGGGAGAAAGGAUUGAUCAAAGCAGAGGAAGAACAGUGGGUGCGAGUGAGGGAGUGUGUGAGGGAGUGGGCGAGGGAGUGAGCACAGGAAUGAGUGAGGGAGGGAGCGAGGGAAUAGAGGGAGUGGGAGGGGACGAGGGAGCGAGAGGGGGAGAGGGAAUAAGCAAGAGAGCAGAGGAGGUGAGAGGAGAGGAGGCGAGAGGAGAGGAGGUGAGAGAGGAGGAGGUGAGAGGAGAGGAGGCGAGAGGAGAGGAGGUGAGAGAGGAGGAGGUGAGAGGAGAGGAGGUGAGUGAGGAGGAGUUGAAGCGGCGAGUGGGUCUCCUCGUGUGGCCCAUGCCGGCACUCAUAGCAGCGGUGGGGCGAGGAGAGGCGGCUGUCAGUCCCCUGCUGCAGCUCUCGCUGGUGCUGGGUGGGAGGGAGGCAGGGACGGGCGAGGAACGGGAGGAAGAGGAGGGAGAGGAGGGGGGUUGUGAGUGGGGCAAUGAGGAGGGUAGUGAGGCAGGCAGUGAAUAUGGCUCUUCACGUGUGGGGAAGGAAGAUGCAGCACAGAUGGCAUCAAAGGAGGCAUCAAGGGAAGCAGCAGGGCGGGCAGCACAGCAGGCAGCGUUGCCUUCCAGUGCUGCAGGGCCUUCCAGGAAGGCAUCAGGCCGUGCGGUGCUGUGCGCUGCCUUCCACCGCUUCCUCUCCUCCUCCCUCGCCCCCCACCGCUCCCUGCCCGCCCUCCACACCGCACACGCGGGAGGGGGAGGGGACGGGGGAGGAGGGGGAAGGGGAGGGGCAGGGGCUAGGGAAGUGGGAGGUGGAGGGGAAGAUGGAAAGGGAGGGCAAGGGCAAUUUUUGUUUGCCAGGUGUCGCAAGCUGGUUGGACGGCUGGGCCAUGGGCCUGUCUCGUGGUGGCUGAGGCAGGUGGUGCUGGCCACGUGGCAGCUGUUCACUGGCUGGGAGGAGAGGCCGCAUCUAAGCUCAAGGCCUUCUCUUUCCUUCACCAGAGAGUCUCCUCGUCCCCACACCCAUCCCACCUCAACACCCCAACCACUCUCCUUCCCACUCUCUCAACCACCCUUUUCCUCCUCCCCCACCCUAUCGCUUCCCCAUCCCCGCCGUUGCCCUUCCCCCAUCCCCCGGCAGCUGGAGGUGGGGGCAGACGAGAGCUACAUGCUCACCGUGGGGGGUGCUGCACCCUCCCAGUCGCCAGCAGUGAUGGACAGCCCCCCCACACCCAACAACCCGAUCCCCUUUCCUCCUGCACCUGACCAUUCGUCGCCAGCACUCGACAGCGCCACCUACCCACCACACCCCCCACCCCUCCCCUUCCCCCCAUCCCCCUCGCAGCUGGAGGUGGGGGCAGACGAGAGCUACGUGCUCACUGUGGGGGGUGCUGCACCUGAUCAUUCGUCGUCAGCAGUGAUCAGAAUCCAUGCCAACACAACAGUGGGCGCAUUAAGAGCACUGGAGACGUUGAGUCAGCUGGUGCGCAGGGACCCUGCUUCCCGCCUGGCUCUGUUGCAAGGAGUGCCCCUCACCAUCCACGACCGCCCCCGCUUUCCCCACCGAGGGGUGCUGCUGGACACGGCAAGGCACUUCCACCCCGUCCCCUUUAUAGAGAGGCUCUUGGACUCCAUGUCGUAUGCCAAGCUCAACGUGCUCCACUGGCAUCUAGUGGACGCAGAGGCCUUCCCCAUCGAGACGCCCUCCUUCCCGCGCCUCUGGAAGGGUGCCCACUCCCCCCACGAGCGCUACUCCCUCGCAGACAUGCGGCAUGUUGUGGGCUACGCAGCAGCACGCGGCAUCGUUGUCAUUCCUGAAAUCGACCUGCCAUCACACUCCAAGGCAUGGGGUGUUGGUUAUCCGGCCCUCCUCCCGGCCUUCAACUGCUCCGAGCCUCUUGACGUUUCCAAUGAGUUCACCUUCCGAGUCAUACAAGGGGUGCUGACAGACCUGCGGGCAGUCUUUCCCAGCCCGACAAUCCACAUAGGAGGGGACGAAGUGAAUGCAG
Closterium sp. Naga37s-1 is the source of this 4012-nucleotide messenger RNA. Lineage: Eukaryota; Viridiplantae; Streptophyta; Zygnematophyceae; Desmidiales; Closteriaceae. The record is from the annotation of a GenBank genome assembly.